Molecule: messenger RNA, 1849 nt
Organism: Lactuca virosa
Lineage: Eukaryota; Viridiplantae; Streptophyta; Magnoliopsida; Asterales; Asteraceae
Source: the annotation of a GenBank genome assembly
AUCAGUUCUCACCACACAUCUAAGUUAAGGUUUAAUUGCACAAGUCUCAACAAAAAAAAAAUGAAAAUCUUUGUUUGGGCAAACUUCUUUCUUCUAAUUCCUUGCUUUGUAGUAGCCGUUUACAAUCUUUAUCUCUCACUUCUCUUUUUUCUUUCUCUUGUAUCUCUCUCCCCCUUCUUUGCUAACGUAUGGUUAGUCCCUGGUGGGUUUGCAUGGAGAAACCCUAAUUUAAACCCAAGUAAGAUCCCUGGUCCAAUUGGCUGGCCAUUCCUAGGGAUCUUACCUGAAAUGGGUUCUCAUGCUCAUCGUAAACUGGCCUCUAUGGCAAGCUCAAUGGGUGCAACUCGUCUUAUGGCGUUUAGCCUUGGUUCAGUUCGUGUGGUAAUUACUAGUCACCCUGAGACUGCUAAGGAGCUCUUGUGCGGCAGUGCCUUUUCAGACCGUCCUGUAAAGGAAUCAGCUAGUUUGUUGAUGUUUGAGCGAGCCAUUGGGUUCGCACCAUCUGGGAAGUAUUGGAGACAUCUAAGGAAGAUUGUAGCACAGCACAUGUUCUCUCCUAAAAGGGUUUUGAGCCUCCAGUGUCUUAGACAAAGUGUGUGCGACGAAAUGAUGGAUAAAGUGUUCGACGAGAUGAAUAAGAAAAAGAGUGUGGAGUUAAGAGGGAUAUUCCAAAAAGGUUCUCUGAAAAGUGUUAUGGAGAGUGUGUUUGGGAGUGGAUUAGGCUUUAAAAAAGAAGAAGAAUUAGGGUUUAUGGUGAAAGAAGGGUAUGAGUUGAUCGGUGAAUUUCAGUGGGGCGAUUAUUUUCCAAUUAAGGUUUUGGAUUUCACUGGGGUCAAGAGGAGGUGUCAUAAGCUGACUUUGAAAGUCAAAAGUCUUGUAGGUCAAAUUGUUGAGGAAAGAAAAAGAGACGGUGGAGGUAUUAACAAUGGGAAGAAUGACUUUCUUAGCGUAUUACUGUGUCUGCCUAACCAGGAUCAACUCACCGAUGCUGAUAUGGUGGCUGUUCUGUGGGAAAUGAUCUUUCGAGGAGUUGAUACGGUUGCUAUCCUUCUGGAAUGGAUCAUGGCAAGAAUGGUUAUGCACCAAGACAUUCAAGCAAAGGCUCAAGAAGAGAUUGAGGAGCACGUUGGCAAACUCAGACCCGUUCAAGACUCUGAUAUCCCAAAUCUUGUUUAUGUUCAAGCCAUAGUGAAAGAGGUCCUUAGGUUGCACCCUCCGGGACCUUUACUUUCUUGGGCUCGCCUUGCGACUCAUGAUGUCCAGUUAGGUAAGUUCUUUGUGCCAGCAGGGACUACUGCAAUGGUUAACAUGUGGGCAAUCACACAUGAUCCUUCCAUAUGGAAAAACCCAUGGGAUUUCAAUCCCGAAAGGUUCAUGGAAGAGGACUUUCCAAUCAUGGGUUCGGACCUUAGGCUUGCACCAUUUGGUUCAGGUCGAAGGGUUUGCCCAGGAAAGUCGCUUGGGCUUGCCACAAUUCAUUUGUGGCUUGCACGACUUCUCCAACAAUACAAGUGGCUUCCAAUUCCAUCCACAAAAGUAGACCUCUCAGAGUGUCUUAAGCUCUCACUUGAGCUACAGACACCACUGACCUGUCGUGCACUUGUACGAUAGAACUCUUUUUUUAUGUGCACCUUGAUGAUGAUUUUACAUGUUAAUUGUACUAUUAUAAGGAAAAAAGUUCCUUUAAAUAGUAAUUAAAUAAGUUACAUGCUACGUGCCUUGGUACUAGCCGUCACAUAGCAAGGUCCACUUCGCGCUUUUGCAUCUCUAUCCUUGAACCUGUAUUUGUACAUAUCCUUCAAUAACUAGAAGUUCGUUCCAAGUUAGACGAUUAAUCACUGUAUCAGUU